AUGACUCCUCAAACAUAUGAAAGGCCAGAUCUGAACCUCAUUUGGUUUGAUCCAGACUUUUCAACCCCAACCAAUAGAAAUCAAGCAAGGUACAACAAUAAAGCAGGUAAAAGGAGAGAGGUCAUAAGGAGGAGGAGAUAUAAGGAUGUCAUCCAUACUUGUGGCGAUGACACGGGAGGCUAUGCCUCUAGUAAUGGAGGAUAUGGAUUUGAUUGUGAAGAAGGCUAUGGGGGAGAUGGUGCAACAUAUGACCAUGAUGAGUAUGGGAAUUAUGGAGACGUCAAUGGUCAAUUUGAUCAUGACCCAUAUGAUGGUGGGCCUUACUACUCCGGGGAUGACUAUGAGUCAAGUGGAUCUUAUAGGUCUUAUGAAGAAGAUGAAGGAGUAGAGGAGCUUGAUAAGGAGUCCUAUAGUGAAUACGAGAGCUAUGAAGAGUCUCAUACUACACACCAUGGAUGUGGAGGCGGCUUGAGGUAUAUUCCUUCCUCACGCUUACGAUAUGAAUCAAUUGGUGAAGACUUGCACGAAUUGGGAAGUUGUGAUGAAUAUGAACCUUGUGGUUAUACGCUUUGUGGUGAAUAUGCUCGGGGAGAUAAUAAAUUCGAAGAUGAAAUUUGUGAAGAUUCUUCUAGUGGGUAUUCACGUACAUCAUUUUGUGAUACUUCCUAUACUAAGCAAGAUGGUGUAAGUGUGUGGAUUGGACCAAGAAGGAGUCGUCCUUGA
Messenger RNA from Lycium ferocissimum, 723 nucleotides. RefSeq lists its product as uncharacterized. Bases 1 to 723 code for a protein of 240 amino acids. The transcript has 2 exons. Lineage: Eukaryota; Viridiplantae; Streptophyta; Magnoliopsida; Solanales; Solanaceae. The record is from RefSeq and is a predicted model, not a curated record.